Molecule: messenger RNA, 495 nt
Organism: Neoarius graeffei (lesser salmon catfish)
Lineage: Eukaryota; Metazoa; Chordata; Actinopteri; Siluriformes; Ariidae
Gene: s100a10b
Product: S100 calcium binding protein A10b
Exons: 3
Coding region: 120-416 (98 amino acids)
Cellular component (GO): cytoplasm
Molecular function (GO): calcium ion binding
Source: RefSeq, a predicted model, not a curated record
UAGGUCGGGCGUAGCCGGCUUAUAAAUACUCAGUGUGAGGAAUGUGCAGAGUUUUUGUGCUCUAGGCAAAAAUUUCCACAUCAGCAAUUCCUCUCUGCCCCUGACAAGAGUGCAUCACCAUGCCAUCUGAUCUGGAAAGGGCUAUGGAAGCCCUGAUCGUGGUGUUCCACCGUUAUGCGGCGAAAGGGGGCAACACCAACACAUUGAGCCGCCAAGAGCUCAGACAGCUCAUGGAGGCAGAACUUCCUAACUUCCUUAAGUCUCAGAAAGACCCUGCCACCAUUGACAAGAUUAUGAAAGAUCUGGACAGCAAUGGGGAUGAACAGGUGGACUUUGAAGAGUUUGUGUCACUUGUUGUCGGUCUAUCCAUUGCCUGCGAACAGUGUUACCAAAUGCACAUUAAAGGAAAGAAGUAAAUGCAAGGGAAGACAAGUGAGCAUUGGAUAUGCUUUUUCUACUGGAUAUUAUUGUAUAAAUAAAUACAACUACAAACCA